Danio rerio (zebrafish) is the source of this 2088-nucleotide messenger RNA. Its product is annotated as zgc:112001. Lineage: Eukaryota; Metazoa; Chordata; Actinopteri; Cypriniformes; Danionidae. The record is from RefSeq and is marked validated.
ACUGCAGAGAGCGGCCGCUGACGGACUGCUGCUGGUGCUGCUAGGAUGACGGCCAGCCGACGCGACCUCCACCUCGCCUCGCGCUGAACGACGGACGGACGGAAGGCCAGAUGGAGGACGAGCGCAAGCAGCACAAGUUCAUCUCGUUCCUGUUCUACCAGGCGGUGCGCGACCUGAAGCCCGUGUGGAUGCUGGAGGACAUGCGCACCAUGGAGACCUUCUAUUGGGAGGAGGACGCCAAGCAGAGGACCUACAGCCCGUCCGAGGCGCUGCUCUACGCGAUCGUGCACGACCACCGGCCGUACGCGCAUUACCUGCUCAGCCGCUUCUCGGACGAGGCGCUGGAGAUGCCGGGAGAGAGCUUCUACUGCUGCCCGUCCUCCGCGCCACACCUGGCCAUGGCCGUGCGCUACGACCGGCGCGACAUCCUGGCGCACAUCCUGCAGGUGGCGCAUCAGCUGCCCGGCCUGCGUUCCUACAUGAACCGCGGCGGCUGCUUCCACCUGGAGGACGGCAAAACCCCGCUCCACCUGGCCUGCGAGCUGCUGCGCGCGGACGCCGUCAUGCUGCUGCUAGGCAACGGCGCGUCGCCGCAGGCCGAGGACCACAACGGCAUGACGCCGCUGGACGUGGUGCUGCAGCAGCUGCGCGACUCGAAGGCGAACGUCGGCGCCAAGAAGUCGUGCCUGGAGAACCUGCUGAUGUUCAUGCCGGAGAUGCGCUUCAAGAUGAAGAGCGCGCUGCAGAAGGAGCGCCAGUGCUGGAGCAAGGUGCUCGGAGAGGACAAGCUCAACUACCUCACCGGCCGCGAGCCCGCGCCGCUCUUCCUCAUCGCGAUGCGGCGGAUCCUCGCGCAGCUGCCGCCCGAGCAGUUCCCGAGCAGCCUGGACAAACUGCCCAUCCCGGCCGCGCUCAAGCCGAGAGCGCACCGCGGCCGCCUGUCGGUGGCGUAGAGCCGCGCGCGUCUGCGUGUUUGUUUGUGUGCGCAAGCGAACGAAAGCGUCGCGGACACGAGCGCACGUCAGCGAGACCGUCUUCCUGUCUGUUGUCUUAUAGUUGUCUUAUGAACUGUAGACUCUGGCGUGUAAAUAUGAAUUAUUAAUGAGCAUCAGAUCAUGAACGCGCAUCUGUGUACAAAUAUGCAAACGUGCUGUAUUGAUGAGCUGAGGGCGGGAAACCUCAACACCAAGAGCUGGACUGAUGAAAGCAUCACCAUGUGUGUGUGUGUGUGUGUGUGUGUGUGUGUGUGUGUGUGUGUGUGUGUGUGUGUGACCCAGAACACAUCUUGUGUCUUCAUUGACAGUGUUUUACUCCACAUCUCUGACAGAUUCACUCAUUCAGCAGAAAUCAGUCAUUCCUCCCACAUGACUAUACUACAGUAAACACUACAGUGUGUAUGGUAACAGCAACUAUAGUCACAUAAACAAAUGACCCAACACGGAAGUGUCUACAGCUAUUGGGUAUAUUACAGUACAGUAAAACCCCACAGUUUACUGUAGUAAAGACUGAAGCACUACAGCAGCGGUUCCCAACUGGGGGUCCCGGCCUGCAAGGAGGCCUCAGCAAGCUUUGUUGGGUGUCGCAUCAUAUUUUAAAAAAAGGUUAUGCAGUGGACAAUUAAAGGAUCGACCAUCUUCCCUUUGUUGAUUUUAUCCCGGCUGACCAUUAAAUGGACACAUUUGUAAUUGGUGCUCCACUAAAAUAGUCUCUGAUUCUCCUUCAGCAGCUUAUAGUAUUGACCCAAUCAUACUGGACCCAGCUGAGCAAGCUGCAAACAUAUCAGCUCACAGCACUAGCAAUACUGGAAACACCAAAUGCAGGAAAUACCGGUAUAGAUAGCUGAACAUUGGCUUAUUCCAUUUUCUUGAAGCAGAAAAAUCCCUGAGCCAGCCACAGUGGUCUGGGAGAAAGUUCUUGCUAAGGAAUGCAUGAAGCUGUCCAAAUUAAUCAGACAUUUGCAGACGACUGCCCAAUACUGCAGGGUGAAACCCAACACACACGGCCUACUGAUGUUUUGCUUUACAUUAGGCUAUUAUCUGUGCAUAAACAUGUCUAGAUAUAGGAAUAAACACACUGUUUGUUUGAAAA